UACCACAACAAGUCAGUAAUGUAGCGCUGCAACUGCUGUUUCAAAAACGAUACGAUAGAUAAAAUUUGUCUGUCAGCGUUGAACGUGUCAGCAGGAACAUGAAGAAAACGCAAUAACAAAACUAACCCAGUAGUGUGCUAACAGUAAGUUAAAUUAUCAGAGCAGGAAAAUGUUACCUUGUUUUGCCAUCGGACAUGGAGGAUCUGUACUGCGAUUGUCCGCUAAAAGAAUCGCCGAAGCCACCUUUAGCGCAAAGAAGUUUCAAUCUUCAACCGGCACUGUGAUGCUGGCCAGCCAUAUCAGAUUCAUCUCGGGGUAUCGGGGAGUCAGCUGCAAUCGCCACACCAAUACCAUCAACGCAUACACGGAGGUAGUGCACAGUCAUUCGCCAGUGCUCCAUUGCAGUCGACAACGGCCUAAAAGCGUUCAUAAUCGUCUAUUUUCGAAAACUUCCGUUAUCAGCAGAAGGAUGGUGGUUAAACUGACUGAGGAGCAGCGUACAGAGCAGCUGAAGCCACUGUUUGCUACCGGCUGGACCAUGGUGGAAGGCCGGGACGCUAUCUACAAGGAGUUUCUGUUUGGUGACUUCAACGAAGCGUUCGGUUUUAUGACGAGAGUUGCGCUGAAGGCGGAUAAGAUGGACCACCAUCCAGAGUGGUUCAACGUUUACAAUAAGGUGCAGGUGACGCUCGCUACCCACGAUUGUGGAGGUUUGAGCGAGCGUGAUGUUAAGUUGGCCCAGUUCCUCGACAAGGUCGCCGCUGUUACUAAGUAAAACUAUCGCAGUUAGUUGCUACCCAAUACGGGAGGGAGAGCAAUAAACCUUGUACGCAAGCAGGUUAAAAUUGAAACAGGAAAAAGAAAAACUUUCAGGGCAACAUCCCUCAUAGGUAAUAAAUGCAAUGCUUUCUGAUACGUAUUU
Molecule: messenger RNA, 922 nt
Organism: Anopheles moucheti
Lineage: Eukaryota; Metazoa; Arthropoda; Insecta; Diptera; Culicidae
Gene: Pcd
Product: putative pterin-4-alpha-carbinolamine dehydratase
Exons: 3
Coding region: 170-775 (201 amino acids)
Biological process (GO): tetrahydrobiopterin biosynthetic process
Molecular function (GO): 4-alpha-hydroxytetrahydrobiopterin dehydratase activity
Source: RefSeq, a predicted model, not a curated record